UUUAAAUUUUUACAGGAUACACACAUUCACGGUAGCAUUAAAACAACUGAGAUGUCAAUGUUUCAACCAAUGAUAGAGGAAGGAAGGAUACAUGUCAUCUCUAAGUUCAGAGUUAUGAAUUCCUUUGGCAAUUAUAGGGCAACUGAGAAUAAAUUCUCAAUAUGUUUUUGCCGUAUGACACAAGUUCAAGUACUACAAGAAGACAAUGACAAUAUCCCUAGGUACAAGUUCAACUACAAACCAUUCAAUGAGCUUUAUAGAAUGAAAGGAAACAAGACUUAUUUGGCAGAUAUAAUUGGGUUUGUAAAAGAUAUAUACCCCUUGGAGCAAACUAUCAUUUCUGGAAAGCCAGGGACUAGGAGAGCCUUAAAACUAAUCGAUGAAGAAAACACAGAAUGCACUGUUACUUUGUGGAACCAAAUUGCUACAAAUCUAGAGAGCGCACUGAUAGAUCAAGAUCCAAACAACAUGGUUAUGGUGGUCAGUGGAAUCUUUGUUACUAAUUUUAGAGGUAAUAAUUCUGUGUCAUCAAGCACAGCGACCAAAAUCUACGUGAACAUAACUGAACAAAGAGUAUUGGAAUUAUCUCAGAGGUACAUGGAGUCGAAAACACAGAUGCAGCUAAUAGAGACACCAAUUAAUUACAAAUCAAAGCAGAAAUUGCUUGAAACACCAUCUGCAUCUUUGAGCGAUCUUAUUUUAUUCAAUGAUCCAGAAACCGCUGAGGAAUAUUUCUUUAUAUGCAAUGUGAGAAUCAAUACUAUAAUGGAUAACCAAAAAUGGCGUUAUCGCGGAUGUCCAAAUUGUUUUAGAAAAACAAUUGAUGCUGGAGAUACAUUUUGGUGCGCAAAGUGUGACAUAGAGGUAUUUGCAGAAAAUAGCUAUAGGAUAACUAUGGAAGUUCAGGAUGAAUCUGCGAAAACUACUUUCGUUGUUAUGAACAAGGAAGCUGAAAAAUUGGUGAAAAUACCGGCUCAAGAGGUUGCAAGAACAAUUAAACAUGUGAGUACAUCUACCUCUUAAAGUAUUUUGAAACUCAUUUUAAAACACAUUCAGUAUGUGCCUAAAAAAUAUUUAUUCAUUGAUCAGGUUAAUGGUAGAGAAGUUUUCCCGGAAGUGAUAAAAGCCAUAUGUGGAAAAUGUAUUAAGGUUCAGGUAAAACUAACGCGAUAUAAUUUCGUGGAAGGUAAUGAAGGUUUCACAAUAAACAAAGUAAUAGAGGAAACUUCAGACAGU
This is a messenger RNA of Asparagus officinalis (garden asparagus), 1236 nucleotides long. RefSeq names its product replication protein A 70 kDa DNA-binding subunit B-like. Lineage: Eukaryota; Viridiplantae; Streptophyta; Magnoliopsida; Asparagales; Asparagaceae. Gene Ontology annotation, molecular function: DNA binding. Gene Ontology annotation, biological process: DNA recombination; DNA repair; DNA replication. The record is from RefSeq and is a predicted model, not a curated record. The transcript is spliced from 7 exons. The coding region runs from base 52 to 1023 and encodes 323 amino acids. Gene Ontology annotation, cellular component: nucleus.